Messenger RNA from Zychaea mexicana, 1528 nucleotides. RefSeq lists its product as uncharacterized. Lineage: Eukaryota; Fungi; Mucoromycota; Mucoromycetes; Mucorales; Lichtheimiaceae. Gene Ontology annotation, cellular component: cytoplasm. Gene Ontology annotation, molecular function: protein-folding chaperone binding; ubiquitin protein ligase activity. Gene Ontology annotation, biological process: cellular response to misfolded protein; protein quality control for misfolded or incompletely synthesized proteins; protein polyubiquitination. The record is from RefSeq and is a predicted model, not a curated record. The transcript has 12 exons. Bases 450 to 1406 code for a protein of 318 amino acids.
UUUACAUAUAACAUUCUGCGAUGAUUUUCGGGUCGAUUUGGCUCGAAUUUCACAACAAGACGGCACAGGUGCAAUCCACCCUGCUUUGAAAAAAGACCUUCUGACCUCGUCUGAUGGUGUUUCAAGGAAAACUUCAACGGCAAAAGUUACGAAUCCUGUUAUCUUAGCUCAGGAAGUUGUCUUACUGCUAUUUGUACAUUGCUUUACAUAUAUGUAGGCUGCUUGUUAAAAAGACAUUAUUCUGCGGCUUCCAUUAUUGUUAUGUUAAAAUCCGUUGCUGGCGGUGCUGAAUUUUAUAUUGAUACACAACAUGUUAGAGUUAUCAUGCGUAUUCGUAGUAGUGAGUCUGUAAAAUUUAAAGCCAUAUAAUAUAUGUGAUAUUUAACCUUCUCAUACAUGAAGAACAAGAACUUAAAAGAGAAACCGUUUUCAAGGCGUUUGCUAAGGUUAUGGUUUCCAACCAAAUUUAUAAUCAGAGGAAGAUGAAGGAAACACAAAGAAACAAUAAGGACAGCGCUUUACCCCGCUAUGGAACCUUUUUUUUUAGUUUCCCGAAACUACACAGGCUUUUUCUCGACCAAACCAUGGGCAAAGAAGAAGCUGAAGCCUACAAGAAAGCAGGAAAUAAACUUUUCGCCGAGCAUCGGUACGAAGAUGCAAUCAAAGAAUAUUCAACCGCGAUUAUAAAAGACCCGGAAGAGCGUAUAUACUAUACGAACCGUGCACUAUGCUACUCAAAGCUCGAACAGUAUGAUAAAGUAAUUAUAGAUACGCGUAAGGCGAUUGAACUUGAUAAUACCACAGUCAAGGCAUAUUAUUUGCUUGGACAAGCACUUAUUGAGAAACAGCAACACACCGAAGCAUUGAACAAGUUGAAAACAGCAUACGAACUUGCUAUCCAGCAAAGAGUUAAAUAUGUCAAUGACAUUUUACAAGCACUUUUGACUGCUCGAAAAAGGAUAUGGGAUGAUAAAGAGGCAGUGCGCCUGGAGCGCGAAUCUGCACUGUUGCAGUCUGUGAAGGGCCUUGUAGAGGCUGAACGACAACGGCAGCUUACAGCCGCUGGUGGCAAUGAGGAAAAACUUGACGAAAUUAACUACUUGACCGACGAACAAGAAACAAAAAUUCAAAAAGUAUUCGAACAAUCCAAAGAAAAUUUAAUGCGCCAUGUGGUGCCGGACGCCUACCUUGAUAAAAUAUCGUUUAAUAUAAUGCACGAUCCUGUCUUUACGCCUGAUGGCUUCACCUAUGAGCGACAGUCUCUACUUGACCAUUUCGCAAGAAACGGCAAUGUUGAUCCAAUCACAGGCCGACCAUGCGCAGAAAAGGACCUUAUACCAAACCGAUCGCUUAAGGAAGCUAUCGAAGAUUUCUUACAAGAAAAUGGCUGGGCUGCAGACUAUUAAAAUGGCUUGUUAUUUAAUAUGUGUUGUAUGUAAUUCGUUGAGAUGUGUAUGUGUACUUUAUACAUGUCGUAGUGACACAAAUGAUGAUUUAUUCAACAAACAUAAAAGAGAAAUAUACAAAU